AUGACUAUUUUCAUACUGUUUUUUAUUAUUAUCAAUCGAACGACACCUUGGACGGGAUCCAAGGGACGAGAAGCUCUGAUACACGAAGAUGAUGUGUUCGGCGGGAAACAAUGUGGAUGGAGGAGAGCAGUUCGAACAUCGUCAACAUAUAACGAUGUUAUCGCUGCGUCAGACAGUUACGCGGGAUUUACGCGGGGUAAACAGGAGAUGCGGCCAUACCGAAAAGAUCAGGGAGCAAGCCAACUUCAGUACACCGUCGAUUCAUCGAUCAGUUUUCGUAACACGCAUACGUUAACUACUAAAUCCGAUCAUCUCAUCGCUUUGUUAAUCGGACUGAAAGAUUACAUCGAACAUGAGAAUAAUUCAGAUUAUGUGAAUGACAUAAAUGAAGAGCCGCAUGAAAAUUAUACCUUCAAUUUAGAGUCUAAUAAAGACGAUUUUAAUGAAAUAAAGGAGCUACGGAAAUGGUUAGUAUCACCUAGAAUACCUCAUCUGCACAGUGAUAAGUUAUUACAAAUAUUAAGGCAUCGAUUACUGCCAACACUUCCAAAAUCUACAAAAACAUUUUUGUACACAGACAAUAGACUUCAACCUACUAGAAACCGACAUGGUAAUUCUUUACCCAACUGUCAAAACUUCGUGGAAAGUCUUAAAAGACUGAAAAAUGACCUUUUAAGGCCGCGAGACGUGAACUAUCAGGUGUCGAGACUGUCGAUCGAUCACAGGAUAAUUUUAUUGAUUACAGCUGGCGCGAGGGACGGUGGCGGCAGAAGGUAUCCUGUGAUUGUGUUCGUGCAUGGCGAGAGCUACGAAUGGAGCAGUGGAAAUCCUUACGAUGGCAGCGUCCUGGCAAGUUACGGGGGCGUCGUCGUCGUCACCAUCAACUAUAGACUCGGUAUUCUAGGCUUUCUAAACGCCAACACAGACUCGCACUUACGCUCGCCAGCGAAUUACGGUCUGAUGGACCAGAUCGCAGCGUUACACUGGGUACAGGAGAAUAUCGCUUAUUUUGGGGGCGAUCCCAAAAACGUCACGCUGGUAGGACACGGUACCGGCGCCGCUUGCGUGAACUUCCUGAUGACCAGCCACGCGGUUCCUGAUGGUCUGCUGUUUCAUCGAGGCGUUCUGAUGUCAGGCAGCGCGCUUUCACCGUGGGCGUUAGUGAGAGGCGCCGCCAAUUACGCCAUGCAGGUCGCCAAACACCUAAAUUGUUCGUCGGUAGCGGAAGAUCCUCAGGCCCUGUUAAGAUGUCUGAGAGAUGUGUCCUUGAGUGAAUUAGUAUCGGUGCCUAUUAAAGGAUUGGAAUUCGCGCCAGCUUUUGGCCCCAGUAUAGACGGCGUUAUAAUCGAUCCUGGCGAUCCCGAGGAUCAGGACUACACCCUGCAAGUCGACACGAUCAAUACGCUCAACAACAUCCUUCUGAGAAAGGACGUCGUCGCGAAACUGUCGAGGUACGAUUUGAUGGUGGGAGUUGUUCGUUCCGAGGCAUAUUUUUCGUUAACCGCCGACGAUGCUCAGUACGGGAUUGAGGCUGAUAGAAGGACAAAGAUUCUGCGCGAAUUCGUGCGGAACACGUAUACGUAUCACCAGCCGGAAAUUCUAGCAACUAUAAUAAACGAGUAUACGGAUUGGGAACGACCUGUGCAACAUCCCGUCAAUAUUAGGGACGAGACUCUCGAGGCCCUGGGGGACGCGAAUACAGUCGCUCCGGCAACGAGAACCGCGGAUCUUCACAGUCAAUCCCACAGGAACUCCUAUUUAUAUGUCUUCGACUAUCAAACGAAAUUCGGAGACUAUCCUCAGAGGCCGGGAUGUAUCCACGGGGAGGAGCUGCCAUAUUUUUUCGGAGCGCCCCUAGUUGGAGGUUUGUCUCAUUGGCCGAAGAACUAUACUAGAGCCGAGAUAGCGCUCUCCGAGAGUGUGAUACUCUAUUUGACAAACUUUGCACGUACCGGAAAUCCGAACGAGGGUACUCCUGAUCCAGGACCUCUCGGUUCCAGACCGGAAAGGACCAAGUUUAAAAAUAUCGACUGGACCGCUUAUGAGGCCGUCCAUAAAAAAUAUCUUAGCAUAGAGCUGAAAUCGAAACUGAAGAAUCACUACAGGGCCCAUCGCCUUUCUUUUUGGCUGAACUUGGUGCCCGACCUUCACAAACCCGGUUCAGAUGACGUUCCUAGGUCUCAUCAUCUUCUCGAUGCCGAGCAGGUGCCACCCAGAUUCAUUCAGAGGCUACCAACAACUGCGAGAACGACUACGUUGGAGGUAACAUCUAUUGAGAAAUCCUCGUCCAACACGUCAACGAUUAUGCCGAGCGACAUUACUUUCGAGGAUUCCACGGCGUUACCCGAGGAUGGCUUCGCGGCGUAUUCCACCGCCCUGAGCGUGACAAUCGCGAUCGGCUGUAGUCUGCUGAUCUUGAACGUACUCAUAUUCGCCGGGGUGUAUUAUCAACGCGACAAGAGCAACCACCAGCACCACGGCUGCUCGAAGAAGCGCCAGGAGAACGGUCAAAUGCCGAACAAUAUUUGCGGCGAGCUGGAGACCAAGACCGCCGAACGACAUCACAUCCAGCACAUACCACCGCCGGAAUUUGCUGACCUCCAGAACAAUACCUGUCACGUGCCUAUGCCGCCCCCGCCACCGAAAAAUACGAAGCCCGGCAAGCCUGGCCAGAACCUCAUCAUCAGUCCCAACCAGCUACAGCAGGAGAGCUUGGCCAUGACCGGCACUGGGACCUUGAAGAAGGGACACAAUCAUCCUCAGGUCAUGGAGGAGUUAAGGGUCUGACUUUAGGAGACCGCGCGGCCACCGAACUAACAUGGCCGCGAGGAAAUUAGGAUCCUGAAACAAUCGUCAGGGAAUCACUUCGAAAUGGGAAUCACUUUCCAAUUAUCAAUCUGACCAUGGACAUAAUCAGGAUACUCAAGAAGAAAUACAAUCAUUGCCAGGUCACAAAGAAGCUGAGAGUCAGAUUCUAGUGAAUACCAAAACUUUUAGAUUAGAAACCGUCGAGUGUCGGGAAACCUACUGAGAUGACUCUUCAGAAUGUUCUUCGUCAAUGGUUUGGCCAUCAGAAGUGGCAAAAUCGUGCAGAAGGAACCGCAAGACGAUUAAAAGAGACAAAGUCUGAAAUCAAAAACGGAAAAUCAUUUCAGGAAUAAUGUUAUCUAACGAUACUCGACGGAAAAUGGAACAAUUCUUCAAAGUUUUUCGAAGCGUGAUAUUGUCGAUAGAUAGGAAGUGGUAAAGGAUGAAAAGUAAAUGGAGGACUUUCAUUGUUAUGUGAGAAGUACAUAUUAGUGCCAGGGGCAUGACUGGGAUUUUGAACCUGGAAGCUAACUGCUGGCCUUUAUUGUAGACCCAGAAAGUCGAGGUCCAGUCGUUUGGGCCAAGCAGUGUUGCUUCCGUUCGCUAGUUGCUGCCCCUGUAUUAGUGGCACCGCCAUACUGUUAUCGUUUUCUACCUUUCGAAUUUGCGACCAACUGCCGAAAAUCACAUAGUCUUCGAUGGAUAGACAAAUCUGCGUUAAGUAGGACUCU
Messenger RNA from Mycetomoellerius zeteki, 3539 nucleotides. RefSeq names its product Neuroligin 3 (gene Nlg3). Gene Ontology annotation, molecular function: neurexin family protein binding. Gene Ontology annotation, cellular component: membrane. NCBI's taxonomy places the organism in Eukaryota, Metazoa, Arthropoda, Insecta, Hymenoptera, Formicidae. The record is from RefSeq and is a predicted model, not a curated record. The coding region runs from base 1 to 2787 and encodes 928 amino acids. The transcript is spliced from 13 exons.